AUGCACCAUAGAACACCGUCGUUGAGCCGACGACGCGGAAGCACAAGAAUUUAUUGUUUAGUAAGGGACUCUCAGGCAUCAUCAGAGGAUACCGAUGAGGAUAGAAAAGAUGAUGAGGAAGCAGCGGAGGAGUACGAUGUGGUUCAUGUAUUUGGUCAGUGGUUAGCCAUUCAAGCUUUUUUAAGAGGUUCAUCAGUUGUAGUUUCAAUAACCACAAGUACAAACAAAAUCUUGAUUGUUGAAGCUGCAAUUGUUGUUACAGCAGCUAGAGGAAGAACAUUAUUCUAUGCUACUCCCUUUAAGGUACUAUCUAAUCAGAAGUUCAGGACAUUUGGUGAAGACAAUGUUGGUCUUUUGACUGGAGAUUCUGCCAUCAAUAGGGAUGCUCAGGUUGUAAUUAUUCUAUUGAAUAUGAUCAAAUUUCAUAUUGCAAGAAGGUUGUUUGAAGCAUUUCUUGGGAAACAAGAAUGGUUACCCCUAACGUUGAUCCACAACUAUUUCUCCAAUUUUGAAAGGUUUGAUUGGUUUAUCAACAUUCAUGGCGAUAUCAAUCUUACAAAAAGGGAAGUUUCGGUUCUCAAACUCUCGAUUCGUAUUUCACUCUAA
Molecule: messenger RNA, 606 nt
Organism: Lactuca virosa
Lineage: Eukaryota; Viridiplantae; Streptophyta; Magnoliopsida; Asterales; Asteraceae
Source: the annotation of a GenBank genome assembly